AUGCAGAGACCGAUUGAAAUGCCUAUAACUUUUGAAACACUUGAUGAGUAUGCAAAUGCAGUUGGAUAUAUCCAAAUAAAUGAAGAAUAUAUUGAGAUGUAUAAAGAUAAAGAAAUAAGAUAAGCUUAAUUCAUUUUUGAUUAGGAAGAAUAAAGAUUAAUCACUAAAAGACUAAAACUCUUUCUAGACUAAUCUGAUAAUAUCAAGCCAAGGACAUUCUUAGAAGUAAAAAUGACUCCUGCUUCUUAGCAAGAUGAUAAAGAUGACCAAAAGGAAGAAUAUAUUGGAAUUGCUAGUGUUUUCUCAGUGUCUUUUACAGAUGAAAAGAAAACCGUAGUUACUGUUGAUUUGAAUAUCCUUACUCCUUAUAGUUAGGAAAAAUAGACAUUACCUAAAUCAGAAUAGGGUUACUAUUUAGAUACUCUUAAGUACACUAAAAUGGAUAGAUUAGGUAAAUAUUUCAUUGUUAAGAAUGCUUUGGAUACAUUUUUGAAAAAUAAUAAAUCAUACAAAACAUCUGAUUAAUUACUAAAAUAAGUAAUUAUUAGUUGCAAAUAAGUAAAGGAUAAAAAUAAAAUGCUUCCAUAAGAGAUAAUUAUCCCAGGAAUCCCAGAUACCUUUUCAAAAUCUUAGAGAGAAGCUGUAAAAUAAGCACUAACAGGUAGAUUAACAUUAAUUUAAGGGCCACCCGGCACGGGUAAGACAACUGUGCUUUAGGCUAUAGCAGCACACAUGGUCAAUGAUAAUUAUAUAAAUAAUAUUCAAACUCCUAUUCUUAUCUGCGCUCCUUCAAAUGCAGCCGCUGACCUUAUUGCUGAGCGACUAAGAUUUGUUCCCAUUUUGAAUGGAAAUUAUAUUCGAUUACAGUCUGUGCAUAGAGAAGAUAUUUUCAACACUAAUUUAAAUAACCUAAGAGAGUAUGAUUUACUACAAAAAAUAAAGUAUAUGGAUGAACUUGAGGCAUAGGAUGAUUUUAACAAACAAUUUAUUUCUGCUGAUCGUCAAUAAGCAAAGUAAACAGUGGAAUAUUAUUUUUCUGAUGAAAAUUAUUAUUUCAAAGAUGGAGUUGGUGAUAAAUUUCUUACAGAUCUAGAAGAUAAAAAUGGCUACAUAGAGAUAGACAAAAUUCUCAAAUUUUACAAAAUGAAAUAAUUGCAGGUGUCAAAAGAUGAAAUAGUAAAGUUUUCAAGAUAUGGAUUUAACUUUGAGGUAGACAGAUCUGGGGAACUUAUUAAAAAGAAAAAUAUAAAUACAGAAGAUGUUAUUCUUGAAAGAUUUGGAUUCAAAUCAGGUUCAGUUAGAACAUUUACCGCUUAUGAGCUUGAUGACUUAAAUAAACUUAAACUUAAAAUUGAAUCAAAGAUUCUAUCUAGAGCUGCUGCUAUAAUAACAACUUGCUUAAAUAGCUCUGACAAAAGACUAAAAGGAAUUAGAUUUAAACAAGUGAUUAUUGAUGAAGCAGCUUAAUGCCAAGAAAUUGAAACUUUAAUUGCUCUAAGAAAUGCAAAUCAAGCAGUAUUGAUAGGAGAUCAAAAGCAGUUAGGCCCAAGACUUACUACUAUAAUUGAUGGACCCAAAUCAAUGUUUGAAAGAAUGCUGAAAGCAGAUUAUCCAUAUUACAUGUUGACGACUCAAUACAGAAUGCAUCCAUUCCUAUUAACAUUACCAAACUAAAUGUUCUACUAGAACAAGAUUUAAAACGGAUAUAUUUAGUAGCUUAGAAAUUUCUUUAUAGAUAGGGAUAAACCUCUGCUUUUCAUUCACAUUGAUUCAAAUUAGAGCAAAUUUGGUACAUCUUACUUUAACAUGGAUGAGGCUUAGGCAGUUCAUGAUAUAACAAAAUUUCUUGUUACAUAAGAGAAAUAUGAUAUUAAAAAAUUCGGCUUUAUCUCAGGGUACAAUGGUCAGAUCCAAAAAUUAUCCAGCGUUCUCAAAGAUUUUAAACUGGAGGAAGAUUGUAUUGGAACAGUAGAUUCUUACUAGGGCAGAGAAUGUGAUUUAAUUAUAUUUUCUGCAGUUAGAAGCAGCAGUCAAGGCACUUCUAACGGUAUUGGAUUUUUGAGUGACAAAAAUAGAGCAAAUGUUGCAUUAACACGAGCACAGCAUGGCCUAAUUAUUAUCGGCAACAAACACUUCUUAUCUAAAGAUUAAAAGUGGAAAAAAUACAUAUCAUUCCUUGAGUAAAAUGAAGUCGUUGUAAAUGGAGUAUAGAAUGCCAUUGAAUUCAUAUAGAGAGCGAAUAUUAGAAGAAGAUCUAAUUUUGAUACAUCCUUUGCAUUUAAUCCAGAAGAGGAUUUCAUUUGA
Messenger RNA from Stylonychia lemnae, 2304 nucleotides. The record is from the annotation of a GenBank genome assembly. NCBI's taxonomy places the organism in Eukaryota, Ciliophora, Spirotrichea, Sporadotrichida, Oxytrichidae.